AUGUCUGUCGCCUUCUCGCUCAAGGCACUUCUUUCGGGAUUUCAUUCUCCGAACGGCCACAGCCCUCUUCAGGGCGGGAGCUCAUCAGGCGCUGGGCACCUGGUUCCUAGCAGCAGCAGCGGGUGCGACUGCAGCUGCCUCCUCGACGCCGCGCCCGACGAGGCGUUCAUCGGGCUGUUGAAGGGGCAGCUUGGCAGGUGCGGACUAGAGCACCUGCACGGGCAGCCGUCAUUCACGCCAGCCUGCCCCGAGCCCGGGCACACCCGGCUUGGGCUGGCCCUCUCGCUCGUGCUCGGCCUGGUCGUGGGCGCGGUGCUUCGAAAGGCCCUGGAGAACCUGCGGGUGGGCGUAUGGGUCCUCGGCCACUACGAUCAAGAGGACAACUACUGGCAUGAAUGCAGUUUGGUCAGCAGAAUCACUGCGGCCAAAUGGGUGGUGGUCACACCACACAGUGACAUCUACGAGGAAGAUUUUGCAGACGCCCUGGAUCUCUGUCAGGUCGGCCCCCUUGGAGGCUUGCCCACGAAGCUCUCGGGCCACAUCCUCGGCACAGACAUCAUCCGCUUCAAGAGACACAAAGGGAGGCUGUUCAGCGAAGGCAAGCAGCUCGCUAGCGAUAUCUGCCGGGAGGAGGGCCUCCCCGAGGAGCCACAAGGGGCGCUCGCGCCUCCGCCUGCACUCGAUGGUGCUCUCAUGGAUCGCGCUGACGCAGGUGAUGUUCCUCGCUGGGUUGCCUUGGAGGCUUGCGCUGGCUACCGACCAGGUGACGGGCUUCAAGCAGGCACCGUGCCCGGCGCCAUUGUCGGGGAUGGGGGCAUCUGCGAGCCUGCCGACGGGUUCAAGCUGGCAGUCGCGAAGGCCGAUACCUACGAGGGCACGCCCACCCCCCGGCAGGACCGCCAAGCUGCAGAGCAGACUUUUCGAACCCUCCUCGUCAAGUACGGUGGCGGCGGCAACAGGGUCAGAAUCUUCGCUGAGUCAGUGGACAUCACGACCUCCAACUCGCAGCUGGACUUCCCUGGCUGCGGCGCGGGAUCCUCUUGGGACAAGAGCGUGGGCGUGAAGGAGUUGUGGUUUGUCCUGCGCUGCAAAGCGGGGUGGCAGCCCGCCUUCAGGAGGGAGCAGCAGUACUCAAAGGGCGCCGCAAAGGACGUGAAGAAAAGAGUCUUGCUCGAGGAUCAGUGGCUUCUCAACGGCAUCGCCUCCCUCAACGAGCUGGGCGGGCAGGGGCGCCAUGUGCCUGCCUCCGCCCCGCUGACGGCGGCCCAGCGUGCUGCAGUGAGGCGGCUGGCCACGACCUACGGCAAGUGGUCGCCGCCCGUUGAUCGCCCUAGUCUCCAUCAAGCGUGGAUGACGCUACAGGGUCUCAGGCCUGGCUACUCGGAAGUCGAGGCCAUCGUUUCUCGAACAGUCUACCAGCGGGGAAAUAUCUCUCUCCCCAAGAUCGGUGCGGGUAAGGUGGCUCUUACGGGGGUCCUCCCGACUGACCUACAGACCAAGCUGGAGACUGGGCGCGGGCUGUUGCGAUCCCCAGAGGAGGCAGCAGCGCUAAUUCGUGAUGCAGGUGCUCCUCGUGCCAUGGACCCGAAGCUUGGGCGGCUCGGCUACGACUACGGCCACGCGCUGGGGGAGCUAUACACCUCCGGCGUGAUCGAGGCCAGCUCGGAGCCGGUUUUGGAGGAAGCUGGCGUGUUUUUUGCGGCUCGCAAGGACAAGCGGUUGCGUCUCAUCUGCGACGCCAGGACGCCUAACAUGCACUUUACCACUCCAGGGCACACGGCACUCGCGACGGGUGAGGCUUUGUCCUCGCUGGAGGCGUCGGGAGUCAAUAUGAUCGGCAUGAGUUCUGGAGGCGUCUGUUUCUAUCAAUAUGCAUUGCCGCCCUGGUGUAGGCGCUGCUUCAACCUCCCGCUGAUCGAGAGUCGCUUCCUGCCGCCGGAGUGCCCCGGCAUUGGCUUGAAGUUUGAGGAUGCCAAGGUCCUGUACAUAGACAACUUUGCUGUGCUGUCCCAGUCGCCCUCCCGUGCCGCCACCGCCGUCGCCGACAUGCAGGCGGCGCUCGCGGCCAAGGGCGUGGUCUCAGAGCUAGACCCUGCUCCGGCCGAGCGCGGCGAGCUGCUGGGGCGCGAGCUCGACCUGCAGACGGGCUGCUGGCACGUGCUUGGUCGCCGGCUAUGGCGGGUCUACGGCGCCCUCGAGCAUGUCCUCGCGGGGCGGGCCAAGGUCUCUGGCCAGGAGCUCGAGCGUCUGAUCGGCCACCUGGUCUCCAUCCUGAUGCUGCGCCGGGAGGGGCUGGCCAUGCUGCGCUCCUCAUGCGAGUUCGUGCAGGCGUCCUACUCCAAGAAGCAGCCGCUCUGGAAAAGCGUGGUCCGUGAUAUGGGCUGGGUCAAGGCACUGCUGCCUUGCCUUCGGGCCGACGCCCGACGCCCGUGGAGCGAGGUGGUCACUUGCUUCGACGCGUCUCCUUGGGGCUACGGCAUCGUGGAGACCGAGUGGGACCUGAAGGAUGCGCAGCGCGUCGGCAGGGUCUCCGAGCGCGCCCGGUUCCGAGGCGCGCUCGCUGCCGAGGGCGCCCCCCGCGAGAGGAUGCUGGAGCAGGAAAUAGCGCGGGCACCAGAGCCCGCCCUCUUGCUGGCCGGGCGCUCGGCAGGCUUCCCGGAGGUCGACUACGGCAAGAUGCAUGCCCGGCCCUGGCGCGUAGUAGGCUGCGGCCGCUGGAAGCGCAAGGAGGCCAUCCACGGGCUCGAUGGGGGCCGCUCUGACAUGGGCCGUCUGCCGGCGACGGUCCGUCUCGCCGCUUCCAGCCUCGGGGCCCCGGGGGCGUGCAUGGAGGUGGCGACGCUCCGGGCGGUGCCGCCCGCGCCGAUGGCCUCGGCGAGCUGCCGCUCCGGCCCUCGCGCGCCGAGCGAGCGCAGGAGCCGCCCGCCUCGCCAUCCGGGCAACCGCUGCCGGGGCAAGCCGAGGCAGGCCGCGGUGCCGGUGCUGGGCGAGCCCGAGAGCAGGCCAGACUUGGCUGGGCGGCGCGCAAAUCUUGGCCUCAGUCACUCGGAGAGCGACUUCAACCAGAAGAGGCGCCAGUUGCGCCCGCGCCAGACCCGGCUUGCUGCCGCCAAGUUCAGGCCUCGCACGCAGGGGCCCUACCUCGGGAUGAUCCUCGGCUUGGUACGCUGGCUGAAUAUGGCUUUCCUCCCGGACUGGCCGCGCCUCACGUGGGGCGAGACGCUGGGGGAGUACGCCGAGUCGAUCUGCGACCGCGGGGUCUCCAAGGCGUCAUCUCAGCGGCUGGCCCCGGCGCUGCGCUGGGCGGUGCCCGCCCUCCGCCGGGCCGGGGUCCGCGAGGUCUUCCCCCUGGCGCACCAGACGCUGAAGGGCUGGAACGUCCUGGACCCGUCCAAAUCCAGACCGCCCGUCCCGUUCUUGGUGGUGCUGGCGGUGGCCUGCGGGCGGUGCCGGGCGGGGAAGCCGCUCAGUGGCUUGGCCGUUCUCACCAGGUUCGAGACCUACAUGCGCCCUUCAAGAGUGCUGGCUCUGCGAGCAAGGCGGGUAGUCCUGCCGCUGCCAAGGGAAGGAGGUGCAUCGAUCUUCUUGACGGUCGUGGUGUGGGCCUCAGAGUACGAGAUACCAACCAAGACCCGCGAGUGCGACCUUUCAGUUCGGCUCGACCUGCCCAGGCAGCAGUGGAUGGUGAACCCGAUCUUCCUUGUGCGAGCCCUUCGGGAACCGGUCCACGCCUUCCUGGUCUUGGGCUACAACGAACUGGCGGAGGACUUCCAGAGCGCGACCUCUGCUCUGAGCGUGAGCUUACUCAAGGCCACCCUUUGCCCCCUCCAGCAUGGAGGGGCCAGCCGCGACCAGAGCGCGGGCGACAGAGGCUCAGGCGCCGCGCAGCAGCGAGGAGGGUGGAAGGCGUUCAAGUCCGUGCUGCGCCACGAGAAGCACGGACGCCUGCUGCUGGAACUACGCAAGCUCAGCGACCUGCAGCGCGAAGCCCUCCGAGCAGUCGGCAGGGACUUCGUGGGCGUCUUCAACAG
Messenger RNA from Prorocentrum cordatum, 4031 nucleotides. Lineage: Eukaryota; Dinophyceae; Prorocentrales; Prorocentraceae. The record is from the annotation of a GenBank genome assembly.